AUGGCCUUCAACGCGGGACCCCUCCCCAAACAAGCUGCUGCCCUCCUCACCGGCAACACCAAAGUCACAACCUACGAAUCCACAGGCGGUAAAACAACCGCCAAAUUCGCCACCCACAACCUCACUCUCAUCCCACCCAUCAAGCCCGGUUCUACAAUCCACGACAACGCCUGCGGCGCAGGCACCGUCUCCCGGCUGAUCCUCCAACAAAACGCCGGCACCACCGAUAUCAAGAUCCACGCCACGGACAUUGACCAAGCCUUCCUAGACGUCCUCACCGCCGACGCAGCGCAGAACAAUUGGCCGGUAUCAACAUCCAACCAAAAAUCUGAAUCCACCAACUUCCCCUCCGCCUUCUUCGACUACGACAUCAUGAAUAUCGGCAUCAUCUUCAUGUCUUCAGCCGGCCUCGACGCCACACGUGAGAUCCACCGCACGCUCAAACCAGGCGGUUUCGCCAUCGUGAACUGCUGGAAGACCAUCACGUGGAUGCUGCCCAUCAUGCUAGUCCACCGCGCAUUCCGCGGGGAGGCGGUUCCCUUCCCCGCGCCACCGAUCAACUGGACGGAUGGGACGCAGCUGAGGAAGAUUCUGGUGGAGGCUGGGUUUGAGGAGGGCAAGAUUCGAUUGGAGAGUCAGGAGGUGAGUAGUGUUUUGGAGGAGGGGGAGGAGUUUAGGGGGUGGGUGGAGAAGACGUGGGCUUAUUUGGCCGGGAUCGGGGGGUGGCAUGCGGUGGAUGGGGAGAAGUGGGAGGAGGAGGUGGAUAUGCUGGCUGAGUUGUUGAAGAAGCAGCCUGGCACGACGGUGGAGGGGGGAAAGGUGACGAUGACGGCGAGCCAGUGGGUGGGUGUCGCGGAGAAGUAG
Dichotomopilus funicola is the source of this 864-nucleotide messenger RNA. Its product is annotated as S-adenosyl-L-methionine-dependent methyltransferase. Bases 1 to 864 code for a protein of 287 amino acids. NCBI's taxonomy places the organism in Eukaryota, Fungi, Ascomycota, Sordariomycetes, Sordariales, Chaetomiaceae. The transcript has a single exon. The record is from RefSeq and is a predicted model, not a curated record.